AUGACUUCCUUUGUUGACGAAAGGCCUGCGGAUUCGACCAGUCUGGAAAGUGACAAGAAAUGGAGCUUACAGCCUCUGAUCCGUAAGGUUGAGCGGUCCCAUAGUCGAAUGCCGGGAAUUCGAAAGAUUCCUUUUCGAGCCAUCGCCAUCAUUACUCUGAUUGCAUUUUUGAACAUCAUUGUGUGGGUUGCGGCGGCGGUUGUGCUGCACUUUCAUCCAUCAAUGGUAUCCACUGCAGCUCUUGCAUACUCCCUUGGGUUGAGACAUGCUUUUGAUGCGGACCAUAUUUCUGCCAUCGAUUUGAUGACACGUCGAUUAUUGGCAACCGGACAAAAGCCUGUCACUGUGGGAACGUUCUUUUCACUCGGGCAUUCCACGAUCGUGAUCAUCACAUCCAUUGUGGUCGCAGCUACAGCUGCUGCAGUAUCCUCAAAGUUCGAUAGCUUCAGCACUAUCGGCGGAAUCAUUGGUAGCUCCGUCAGCGCAGCUUUUUUGAUCCUCCUUGGACUGAUGAAUGCCUAUAUUCUAUUUAAAUUAAUCAAACAAAUGCAAAAGGUGUUCAACUUGGCCGAAGGAGAAGAGGACGAAGCAUGGAAGAUCGAGGGUGGAGGACCGUUAUUUGCCAUCCUGAAGAAGAUGUUCAAAUUAAUUGACCGUCCUUGGAAAAUGUAUCCUCUUGGUAUUCUGUUUGGACUUGGUUUUGACACCUCAUCAGAGAUUGCGCUGCUCGGGAUCUCGUCCAUUGAGGCUGCCAAGGGAACAUCAUUUUGGGUCAUUUUGAUUCUUCCUGCAUUGUUCACCGCUGGUAUGUGUCUUCUGGACACCAUUGACGGAGCCCUCAUGUUCUCCCUGUACAUCCAGCCUGCACAAAACUUCCUUUCCCAAAAGGCUGCUGCUAGUGAUGAUUCUGAAAUAGCCUCAAUCGAUGGUGACGAAUUACCUCAGUCCAGAGACAACCACCGAGACCCUAUCGCAUUCCUGUACUACUCGAUCGUGCUCACCAUCUUGACUGUCAUCGUUGCCAUUGUGAUUGGAGUAAUCCAGCUCCUUACCAUGGUUCUUAGUGUGACCAAUGCCACAGGAAAGUUCUGGGAUGGCGUACAAGUGGCCGGCGAUUAUUAUGAUGCGAUUGGAGGUGGCAUUUGCGGUUGCUUUAUUAUAUUUGGAGGACUGAGCGUUUUGGUUUAUAAGCCAUGGCGGAGAUGGAUGGACCGACGUCACGGGCGCUCGACUAUGAAUGAUGAAGAGCGAUACCGUGAUGAUGCUUCUAGGCCGGAGGAUACCAUUAUUACUAGCUGUGGAGUUGGUGAGGGCGUGUAUGAGCGUGAUCAAACUACCGUUGAUGUCAAAGGGUCAUCUCGUGUCACAGCGACCGUGGAACGACGGAUUGAAGAGGAGAUCGUUUAA
Molecule: messenger RNA, 1407 nt
Organism: Penicillium odoratum
Lineage: Eukaryota; Fungi; Ascomycota; Eurotiomycetes; Eurotiales; Aspergillaceae
Product: HoxN/HupN/NixA family nickel/cobalt transporter
Exons: 7
Coding region: 1-1407 (468 amino acids)
Biological process (GO): nickel cation transmembrane transport
Cellular component (GO): plasma membrane
Molecular function (GO): nickel cation transmembrane transporter activity
Source: RefSeq, a predicted model, not a curated record